AUGACGUCUCCAGUUAGCCUACCAGUGCAUUGUGAAAUGUGGGCCAUGAAAAUACUCUUGAACAUAACGGCACUCAGUUCAGGUAGGCAUAUGUCUGGGAUUGUUUCCUAUUUAGUUUAACUAAUCCUAUUCCUGAAACCAUUUUCAAGCUAAAAGUGUAGCGUUAACUGUCUGGUCUUUCUUCCACAUUGGUAUCAACUUGAUUAGGUUUGACACCUGCCAUGGCCAGAUCUCUAUUCUUAGCAGAGAUUUGGUUUCCAACGUAGUUAGCAACUUGGCAAAAACAACAGUGUGUUGGUGUUACGUCAACCCUAAGUAGAUUUAUUAACUUUUGUCAAUUAAUGAAAACCCUAUUGACUUUGUACUUAGGCUGUAUUCUAACUGUAAAACCAUUCAGUGGUGGGCAGAUAUAUUAUUCUGUCAGCAUCAGUUCAAUACUUGUAUGAUUUAGCUAAUUGGUUUUAAUCAUGUUUAACCUCAUUCCCUUGUCUUGCCUUGUAGAUCCCCUGCCUGUGUGGCACUGCCCCCUGCCUGGUGUGCAAAUUCUGCCCCAGUGGGAAUAACUCCACUGUCACCCGACUGAUCUAUGCCUUCUUCCUCCUGCUGGGCGUGGGCAUUGCAUGCAUUAUGCUCAUGCCAGGGAUGGAAGAGCAGCUCAAUAAGGUACCAAACUAUGUGGUUAUGUAUUUGAUAUACAACAUUUACAAUUUAGAUAACUAAUUCUACACAUUUUUGUUUGGCCUGAAUAAUUACUUGUGCAUCUUGGCUCUUGCAGAUUCCAGGAUUCUGUGAUGGGGGAAUGGGUACAUCAAUUCCAGGUGUGGAGGGUCAUAUCAACUGUGAUGUCUUGGUUGGCUACAAGGCUGUGUACCGUGUCUGCUUUGGAAUGGCCAUGUUCUUCCUGCUCUUCUCCCUCCUCAUGGUCAAAGUCAAGAGUAGCCAAGAUCCCAGAGCUUCUGUACACAAUGGGUAAAUAGCACUGUGUCUUAUUCAGUAAGCAUUAUAUACUGCAAUGCAGGAAGAGAAAUGAGGAACAAGGGUAUCUAAAAGUAUAUUUAAGUUCAAACAGGUCGAUCAGUUAAAAUACUUACGCUUUCUUUUAGGUUUUGGUUCUUCAAGUUUGCUGCUGCGACUGCCAUUACCAUCGGUGCAUUCUUCAUUCCAGAGGGUCCCUUCACAACUGGUAAUGGUCCUUAUGAAUUUUUUUCUGGCUCAUGGAAAUAUACGUUUAGCCAAUAAUACUCACUUAGCCUGCAGCUAUUUGAAAGUAGUUCACACUUUGCCCUUCUCUCCCUUAGUUUGGUUCUACAUAGGAAUGGCUGGAGCUUUUUGCUUCAUCCUGAUCCAGCUGGUCCUGCUGAUUGACUUUGCCCACUCCUGGAAUGAGUCCUGGGUGGAGAAGAUGGAGGAGGGCAACUCUCGCUGCUGGUAUGCAGGUAUGGUAAUCAACAGGAGCUUCUCUUUAAGAAUACCUUGUGAAAAUGCACUGGUGACAGGUUGAGUUAAAGCAAUCCUCUGUGUCUACACUUUUCUAACUCCCACUGUCCCCACUGUCCAGACAUAACUAGUAAGUGUCAUUCCUCCCGUGCAGCUCUGCUGUCUGCUACAACCAUCAACUACAUCCUGUCCCUGGUGUCUCUGGUCAUGUUCUACAUCUACUACACCCACACUGACGGCUGCACUGAGAACAAAGCCUUCAUCAGUGUCAACAUGCUGCUGUGUGUCGGAGCCUCAGUCAUGUCCGUCCUGCCCAAGAUUCAGGUAAGGAAGUGCAUUGGGCCAGCAUGUCUCCUCACACUCCAUGUUGUACCCUGAAAACCUUAGUCUCUGGACCUUCAUCUUGUAUAAUAAACAUGUAAUUAUAAUAUAUUCUGACACAUUUACAUCUUGGUGUUAUCGUACCCCUUUUCUCAACAGGAGUCCCAGCCAAGGUCCGGGUUGCUGCAGUCUUCCAUUGUGACUCUGUACACCAUGUAUCUCACCUGGUCUGCCAUGACUAACGAGCCAGGUGAGUGUUUUAAUGAUCAAAAUACACCAAUAAGUGGCUAGCUCUUCAUCAAGACAAUCACUUUAGUAAAUGUGUUUGUCUUUGCCAUCCACAGACAGGAAAUGUAACCCAAGCUUGCUGGGUAUCAUUGGCCUCAACAACACCACCCCAGCUGGUAAGGACCACCCUGUUGUUCAGUGGUGGGAUGCUCAGGGCAUUGUGGGGCUGGUCCUGUUCCUGAUGUGUGUUCUGUACUCAAGGUAAGGAAACAGGUCAGGCCCAAACAACAAUGUCUGCAGUGUUCUCUUCUAAGGAACUGCUAAUGCUAUUUUACCAUUUACCAGCUUUGUGCAGCUGCUAUUGACCCUGACAAUAACAUGUUAUCCAUUCACUUCUCUAGCAUCCGCAACUCCUCCAACACCCAGGUGAACAAACUGACUCUGACCAGUGACGAGUCUGCCCUGAUUGAGGAUGGCCACCACCCUGAGAACUUUGACGUGGAAGAUGGUGAGAACCGUGCCGUGGACAACGAGAAGGACGGAGUCACCUACAGCUACUCCUUCUUCCACUUCAUGCUCUUCCUGGCUUCCCUCUACAUCAUGAUGACCCUCACCAACUGGUACAGGUGUGUGUCCUCACUCUCCUGGGUGAUUUGGUCUGGUAGGAUGAUAACUAGGCAAUUGCAGUAAUGUAUUGAAUAUUGUGAAAAUAUAUACAGGCCACUUAUUUAAAAGGUAGCCAAUAGAUGCGGUAAAAUAGUCAAUGAAACGCAGAAGUUCCAUUGACCAGGUUGGCGCACAGUCAAGAAAUCUGAUCUAACAAAGUGGAUAUUUGUCAAAUCCGUCAUGAUUUAUGUAUUGUAACAGGCCCACAAUGUGGUUGCUUAAGUCCGGUUUGGAUAUACAGUAUUUGGCUGUUUUCACUGCAUAACAUAUAGAAGUUGUCUCUUUUCGGGUUUAGAAGAAGUGCCUGCUAAAUGCUAACUCCACUCCCGUUCGGAUAAGAUGGUUAGCAUAGCUAGUAAACAGAAAUCGGUGGUGGUUGUCAGUUGUUUUUAACUCAAAUGCAAUUGAUUGGUUAAGGAUAACAUUAACAUGUAUUGGGGUUGACAUCCAUACAAGCAUUAUACUCCGAUUGUUACCUCAACAUAGUGUGAAAUACACACAGACAGUAGCCUAAAUGAGAUCUUUCCCUGUUGUUUUUGAUUUUCUCAGCCCUGACUCCAACUAUGAGACAAUGACCAGCAAGUGGCCCUCUGUGUGGGUGAAGAUCUCCUCCAGCUGGAUCUGCAUUGCCCUCUAUGUGUGGACCCUGGCAGCCCCACUGGUCCUGGUCAACCGAGACUUUGACUGA
Coregonus sp. 'balchen' is the source of this 3340-nucleotide messenger RNA. Lineage: Eukaryota; Metazoa; Chordata; Actinopteri; Salmoniformes; Salmonidae. The record is from the annotation of a GenBank genome assembly.